Messenger RNA from Etheostoma cragini (Arkansas darter), 4105 nucleotides. It is a transcript of the gene mxd4, whose product is annotated as MAX dimerization protein 4. Gene Ontology annotation, biological process: regulation of transcription by RNA polymerase II. The transcript has 6 exons. The record is from RefSeq and is a predicted model, not a curated record. Lineage: Eukaryota; Metazoa; Chordata; Actinopteri; Perciformes; Percidae. Bases 173 to 805 code for a protein of 210 amino acids. Gene Ontology annotation, molecular function: RNA polymerase II cis-regulatory region sequence-specific DNA binding; protein dimerization activity; DNA-binding transcription factor activity, RNA polymerase II-specific.
GUUAGGUGCUGUUGAUACUGUAGUUUCGAGCAACCACCAAGACUCAGAACUGAGUGUGGCAGCGCACGUACAUCGCUCUGAAACUGUUUUUGAAAUUUCCAUUCCAAUAUUUUAUGACUUGUACAUUGUGUACAUAGAUAAUUUCAUUUUUUUAUAACAUCAAAACAACAAGAUGGAACUUAAUUCUCUUUUAAUUCUGCUGGAGGCUGCAGAGUACUUGGAAAGAAGAGACAGAGAGGCAGAACACGGUUAUGCGUCUGUUUUACCGUACAGUAGCGACUUUUCCAGUAAGAAAACGAAAGCUUCGACAAUUUCCAGAAAAACUCAGAACAAUAGAUCGUCGCACAACGAGCUGGAGAAACACAGACGUGCCAAACUACGGCUGUACUUGGAGCAGUUGAAGAAGCUGGUGCCUUUGGGUCCAGACAGCACGAGACACACCACACUGAGUUUGCUGAAAAGGGCCAAGAUGCACAUCAAGAAGCUGGAGGAACAGGACAGGAAGGCUUUAAACACGAAGGAGCAGCUGCAGAGAGAGCAUCGCUACCUCAAACGCCGCCUGGAGCAGCUUUCUGUGUCCGGAUCUGUUGAGCGCAUCCGCACCGACAGCAUGGGCUCCACCAUCUCCACUGACUCCGAGCAAGAGGUGGACAUCGAGGGGAUGGAGUUCACUCCUGGCGAGGCGGACAGCGUGGGCAGCAUCAGCGACGGCGAGGAGGAGGACCACUACAGCCUCCAGAGCAGCUCCAGUGACACCAGCUACACAGUCACGCAUUCCCACAGACUGCAGCCGCACCACUGUUAGACACCCCACGCUCGAUCUCCCAACCAGCUUCCUGGCCGAUGCUUUCCUCCCCUUAUUGACACCUUGCCCGACAAUCGCCAACGCCGUCCGCUACCUAAAUCAGACCGGCCCACAAUGGCGAUACAACCUGAACCUCCUUUCCUGGCUCUGGCUCUCCAGGAAGCACAUGGGGCUGAAAUGCCACUCAAGCCUUCCUGAACCCCCUGACCACUGACCCUACCUCACCCUACUUUAUCCUGCCAGAACCUGCCCCUCCUCACAAGCCCUGCCCUCCCACUGCCCUCACAAACCCCUGCCUAGUGUUGCCGCAGGCUCAAAGAGAGCAGAGCAGUUUGUGGUUUUAAUGGGGAAUUCUGUGGUGUGAUAAAUAGCUUUGACUUGUUAAUCAGGAUUCUGUAAUAUAAAUGUGUGUGUGUGUGUGUGUGUGUGUGUGUGUGUGUGUGUGUGUGUGUGUGUGUACACACAAGCUUCAUGUCAUCUCCAUGAGGCAAUAAUACACAGACAAGGCUUUGCACCAAGUUUGUGAUGUAAAAGGUAAAGCACUUCUGCAACAUUUGCAACAUUGAAAGUUAUUUACAUCAUACAGUAUCUUCCCUUUACACAAUAGGAUUUACAGAAGUAGCUAUUGCAGAUGUCCUGCACUUUCCUCGAAAACGUUCGACUGCUGAAAUAAGGACAGAGAUUAAAAGAGUAGUUUUUUAUACAUUUUUGGAAAGAUAUUUAUUUCCCAGUCUUUAAGCUAAGAUUGACUGAUUGAUUGAUAUUUAGCAAACAGGCACGGUGUUGUUGAAUAAGCUUUGUUCCCCAAAAUGUUAAACUAUUCAUUUAAUUCUUCCACUAUUUAGGUUUGUGUCAAUGUGCAGCGGUGCAUCUGCAACUGCAUGGCCUAAAACAGGACUUUAUCAGUGGCUACUUCUGCACAAAGAUUCCCAUCAUCAUUACCAAAUGUGGCCAAUUUUUUUGGUCAAAGACAAACUGAAAAAGUGACAGAGCUGUAGCAGAGAAGAACAAAUGUAUAUAGAUGUACAGUUACUGUCCAAACCCUCAUGUCUCCCUCUGGUUGGGUUGCCUAACCACUACUCCACACUACUGACCACUACACUAUACCACCCUACGGUGUGGAUGGACUACUAUGUCAAUUAAAAAAAGGAGUUGCCUCAUAACUAAACUCUAUUCCUUAAAAAUUGAUUCAAAUCCUUCUCAGUAGCGAAUUGAUGUAGCAAUAAAUACGUGAGGCGGGUGCUUCCUCUGAGUGUUUAAACGAUUCUGGUGGACCUUGAGGUGUCACGGGAGACUUCCUUUCCUUUUUUUUUUACCCUGUAGAUGGACAGUGGGUGCUGACAGAGAGUGGAUCUUCCUUUUUCACUAAUGGAUCCUUCUCUUUGCUUACAAUGCCAUUUACCCACAAUUCACAUUUCUCUACGGCUGUGUUACUUUUUCAAGCAGUGUUCAUGUGUGUCUGGAUGAUUUUGGUUCUUGUUCUGAUUAACAAGUCAAAGCUGUUAAUGUAAAAGAAAAAACUUUAAAAGAAAAAAAAAAGGGGGGCCAGCUCUAAUGAUUUGUUCUCUGUAGAGGCGUUCGUUUUAGCAAACUUAGCAAACUAAUCACAUUCAGUUUAACUUUUAUUUUCUGGCCCAAAGGCCAAUAUUCUUUGCUCUCUACUAUCUGUUACUUACUUCCGUAGAUGACCUUUCUUCUUUAACUUGUCUGUAACUUUUGCACAAUAGUCGCUAUAGACGGAGGUGGCGCUUUUGUCGCUCUCUGACCAUUUAAUAAUCAUUAGGCUUCAGACUCUGGCAGUCUUUAGAGGUUGGCGUCCCCACACCUCAAAAUAAGAAAAAAAACAAAAAAGGGCCAGUCCGCCAUGGCAGGUCUGACCCAAAAAAAUACAAAACUACAAAAAACACAAAAAAACUGUAUACAAAAUAGGCUACUCGUCACUAAAAGUGAUAUUAGCCAGUGUAGUCUAUAUUUCUUGUAUUCAAUUUUGUAUUAUAUUUUCCUAAAUGUUCUCUUAUAAUGAAAAGACAAAAAAAGAGUAUAUCUAUCUAUAUAUAAAUAUAUAUAUAAGAGACAGACAGAAAUGAGGUCAGGCUUGUUGAAGUAAGAGUGGGGGCAGGGGAGCUGAUACACUGGCCCCUCUCCCUUGGGUGACUCUCCUGCUGUCAUUCUGUGCCUUGGUGAGCGUUCGACCUUCUUCCUCCCCCCCCCCUCCUCCUCCUCCUCAUCCUCGGCCCCUACUCAGGUCACACUCCCCUACUCUCCUGCUCCUAAUUUCAUCCUCCCUGGCGGGGCUGAAAGCUUUGAUUUCCACCCUUACCAUGCCAAAACACAUGAGCAAGGGGCACUUGAAGAAAAGACCUCAUUAAAAAUAUACAUUAUUAAAAAAACAAAAGCCCCUUUUGUCUCUACUGAGCAGCCGCUGUUGUUGUACACCCGGUCCUAGCACUCCCCACCCUCCCGACGCCCGCUCUGCCAGUGCUGCCUCUGUCACAGAAAUAAAAAAAGAAAAAACUCACACUGGUAAACUCCCAUGGCAGCUUCCAGUCGCCCUGAAUGGUCACCAACAGGGCUCAAAACUUCUGGGCUUGAAGCGUGUUUAUCUUUUUUUUAUUAAUGUAUGUUGACUAUGUGUUUGUUCAAUGGGAGUCACUGGGAGAGGAGCAAUAAAAGAAUAAUCCAAUUGAUGGCAGCUUAAAGGCCUCCGUGCUCCCAGUGGUCUGUCCCAAACAUAGUGUUACCCAUCGAUCAUGGGGACCUCUUGAGACACAGCAAUAUUACCAUCAUGUGCUUUCUGAGGGAGGGUGGGAGGGCAGGGUUUAUAAGAAAAUCUAAUGGUUUUGCUUUUGACUCUGUGGUGCAUUUCUUUUCAUUUUUUUUUUUUUUUUCAUUUGGUGACCAACUCUAUAUUUUGUUUGAUGACCUCCUAUCUGCACUCUCCAUACACUGCAGGAGGGCAACACAUCAAGAGUUUACAUUAUUAUCAAAGGAUAUGUCCUUUUUCAAUUUGUUGGUCAAAUGAACAACUUAGCAAACCAUAUUAAUGGCAUAAAGUAAUUCUCUUGCACAGAACCUCCCAGCAGAAAAGUGACAGAGUGAAUAGGACAAGGGCCAGAUGUGAGAUUAUAAUUAUUCAGUGUCAUCAUUGGAAUAUGUACAUAGCACACACUGAGAAUAAGAGUCUUUGGGCAGGUGACUGGACAUGGUAACAUCUAGUUUGAAUGCUGGAUGGUUAGUGUUUAUGGAAAUUCUUUUAAUGAUGUGCCUUGGAAAAAGUGAUUUUUCUUAAAACAAAAAGCA